Molecule: messenger RNA, 331 nt
Organism: Trichomonas vaginalis G3
Lineage: Eukaryota; Parabasalia; Trichomonadida; Trichomonadidae
Product: protein of unknown function, DUF4106 family
Exons: 1
Source: RefSeq, a predicted model, not a curated record
AUGCCACGUAAGCUACGUAAGAAUAUACGUAAGAGGAAGGGAGCAUUGAAACAUCCAAUAGUAAAACUGACACCACAACAACAGUUGCAACAACAAAUGAUGAAUGACCCCACUAUGUUGCAACAAAUGUCAAGCAACCCUAUGCUUUUAAACCGAGUUAUUGGUGCACAGAGUGGAGGUUUAAGAGCGGCACUUUUAGCGAAAAUGGCAGGCUAUGGUGGAGCUGCAGACGGAACAGCUUAUAACCCUCAAAGUCAAAUGAAUUUGAGUUCACUCAAAAAUCAAACAACAGAUGUCAAAAAGUCAAACAUAGACAUACAGAAACAAAUAA